Messenger RNA from Aplysia californica (California sea hare), 6384 nucleotides. Its product is annotated as UPF0472 protein C16orf72 homolog. The record is from RefSeq and is a predicted model, not a curated record. Bases 147 to 917 code for a protein of 256 amino acids. Lineage: Eukaryota; Metazoa; Mollusca; Gastropoda; Aplysiida; Aplysiidae. The transcript is spliced from 4 exons.
UAGUCUGCGCUUGCGCUGAUAUCUUUUUCCGUUAGAGAUCGACUGUCAAUACGACAGUCAGAAGGAACUUCGGUAGGAGAGUACUCAGUUCGCCACUUAUCCUCUGCGUGAUUUAUAUGUGUACAUAACUGUAUAUAUUCUUUAAAAUGAGCCAAGAAGAUAAUUAUGAUAAUGAACAGUCUCCUGAUCAUUGGUCUUCUCGAUUUGAAGACGAAUGUUUUGGGGAACUGGAGGCUCAGGGUGGUGUCGAGUCAAGAGUACAGUCAAUCGAAGAACACACAGCUCAGCAGCUCUGGUUGGGAUUUCAGCAAACGUCGACUGCCAUAGCCCAAUUAUAUAAUUUUAAAGACAGUGCACAUGAUGGCUACGUUUUACUAGUUCCUUUCAACAAAGCUGCAGAGUCAUUAACAAAGUUUUACAAAGAUAGUCUUAACAAUGCUCGUGAGUGCCUACGGCUUGGAGUUCAAAGUGGACGAAGCAGUCGAGCCAGGGACAUCGCAGCUUGGGCUAGGAAGAAACGAAAAAGUAUACGAAGAGAUGAACUGUUGGCUUAUUUGUGUGGCAAGAGCCUGCCUCCCCAUCACAGAAACAGACAGAACCGUAGCUUAGAAAGACAGAUUCCUAGAUUCUCAUCACACCAGGCGGAGAAUUUAGAAUCUGGGGAUUACCCAGUCAGAGAGCCAUUCUCAUUGCAAGGACUGAAUGGUGCAAUGUCCAACAUCAGCAUGGGCUUGAGCCGGGCGAGCACUACGCCGACCACUACCACCAGCUCCACUAUGAGUUCAUGGCCCACAGAUGAGUUCCGCUUUCAUGACGACCGGGCCAGGGGAGAGCAUCACCGGAAACGAACCAGUUCGUCUUCUGCCAUGGAUGUGAGCAUGGAGUCCCCUUCCCGGAAGCGGGGACGAUUUCUGUGAUGCGAUUUGAUUGUUGUCCGUACCACAAAGUGGACCUUCGCAAAAAGACUUGUCACAGUAGUGUUGAACAGGAAUGCUAAGACUGCAUUGGAAGUUUGAUGGCACGUUCCGUUUUUCUGAUGUUCUUAUAUUUGUGAUUAUUAUGGACCUUACAAAUCCUGCCAUUUCUCCCCCCCCCCCCCCCCCCCCCUCCCUGUCUGAGGAAAGUUAACCAAAACCAUAAUAAAAGUAAAAGACAAAAGUCUUGAGUCAUGUUACAUUUGAAGCCUGUUAAAUUGGAAGUCUUACCUGUUUACAGUUUACAAGUUUAUUUGUUGAAAUUCCUUAUUGUUGUGGGUGUUUUGGUUUGAAUCUAAUCUGUAUACUGACCAUUCAUACCACCACCCCUGUAUUGACCGGUUUUUUAAUACCUCAUAUGUGGAACUUGGCAAAGCACAGUCUCCAUUGUGUGUCCAUCCGCAUAACAAGUGAUCGUUGGGCUUAGAGUGGCCCAUAAUACUGUUCCUUUAUACUUCUCAAGUAGAAUUUAUAUUACCUUCGUCUUUUGAUCAAUACUUUUGGUUGUUCCUGAUUUUUGGAAUGGCAUACCAUACUGAUAACAGUAAAAUGGCUUGCAGAAGCCUAGAUAUGUAUAGCAUGGUUCAUUUCAUUUGUGCCUCAUUUUAUAUUCGUUUACAAGUUGUAUUGCUGUUGCCAUGCUAGCAAACAAUUAAUGUAUGUUCUCUUGUUUGUAUGAAUUGCAAGCUGAAUAUGUCUCUUAGCUGCGAUUGCUAGAAAAGUUAAUAGAACUGUUGUAAUUGGGAAAUGGACCAUUUAAGUCUGGGUUGUUAGAAAAACUGAACUAAAUUAAGCUUUGAAAUAAACAUGUAGAAACAUGAUAGUACUAAUCCUAAAGGUCUCACUGUAUUGGGUCUUAACAGAGUAUGAGUUUUGUUUAAAGGAUAUUUUAAUUAUUUUGGUAGAUGUUGUUUUUUUUCGUUGUUGCUCUGAUUCUGAUUUUUCUGUUUUGUCUGACUCUAUAGUUUUUUUGGGUUUUUUUUUACCCCCUUGGCGACACUUUGUUCUUCUUGCCUGAUGGCGACACUUAAAACUGUAAAAUGAAAAUCUUGGUCUUGCAGAAUGGUUGAAGCUCAGUUUUCCUUGUUUUGUGCUUUCAAAUUGAAGAAUACACAUUUAGAACUUUAAUAGGUAUUUUACAAAGGGAAGGGGGAGAAUGCAGGUUUCUGGGGAUUAUUGGAAGAUUUUUCUUAUUCAUCAGUGGAUUUAUAUUUCCAAAGUUGCCUGUAACUUUUUCUGAGAGAAAGAAAAGAAUUUAUUUUCACCUCUGAUUUUCCACAUUAAUGUUCAUAUAUUUCAGAGUAUGUUUUUUGUGUGGUUAAUUACUUCCUACGCGACUCGUGGCUGUGCACACCACCGAAGUGUGCUAUAGAAUUUGAACACCUAUUUAUUCAUUGUGCUCUACGAUUUGUAAAAAAAAAUUUAAAAAUCCAAAACCACUUUAAGAUGAAAAGUAUUAAGAAAGUUCAAAGGUAAAAAAUUGAAUAGGGACAGUUCAGUUUUAUAGGAUUAUGAUCUGAUUUGAUAGACCGAAUGUGAUUUUGAUAAUAUGAAAGAAAGUUUUUUCAUGAGUAUUAAUUGAUAUAGUCAUAUACUACUAUUUGUGAAAUGAUGGUGUAAAGCUUUGUUUGACUAAAUUAUAUGUUGAGAGUUGAAUUUGAAGGCAAAAAGUUAGUACUGUCAGGAAUUCUGAAUCAAUAGUCUGAUAUGGGGCUAUUUCUCUACUCCUGAGGUAGUAUCAGAGAAUGAUCUAUCUGUGUUCUUUAUUUUCCCUAUCUAUUUAUUCUCAGUAGGUUUGUCUUUCUUUUCUGUCUUACCCAGGCUAGUAUGCCAUUAAGAGUAGAUUUUUCUUUGUCUGUUUAACUCUUUGUAAGUCGUUGGUUUUACUUGAAUCUGCUGUAUUAUUUGAUCUUUUGAAUCAUGUUAAAAUAUCUACUUAGCUGCAUUUUUAAACGGAAUUCUUUAUGGCAUAAUUUUAUUGUUCUUGAUUAGUCCGAUACUCUGCAGUUCAAAAUUCAAAGGCUUCGUAAGGAUCUUGUCUUUUUGGUUGUCACUGUUGCAUUGUGCUCUCUUUCUAUUGAUCUUUUACCAUUUUCCCAAUGUCAAAUGGUGAUUUUUACAUUGGCAAGUUUGUAAUUGACUUGGACCUUAGAAUUCAGUAUUUUGGAGUGUUUACGGAUUCAUACUCUUCAGCUCUCAACAUCCAUGAAAGAUUAACUUAAAAAAAACAACCCAAAGACUCCCUCUCAGAUCAUGGCUGAUGACGCGAAAACAAGUGAGGAAAACAAAAUUCUCUUCAGAGUAUCAGAGUAUUGCAUUGAUAGAUAAGUAGUAUUUCUUGUGUUCAGUUCUUUUGUGAAGUUAAAAAAAUGAGGAGUUUGGAAUGUAUUUUAGUGGUAUUGCUAAAAAGAAAAAUGAGCUGUAUUGAGCAGAUAUGAAAUUUAAAAACCUUGGUUCUGUCGUUUUCUGAAUAAUUUUCCUCUUUCAAUCCUGAAAUGUAACUGCUGUUCCCAUCCGCAGUAGAAGACAUUCUAUAUGCAACUGCAUUUGUCAAAAGCAUAACCCAGCAAAUUUAUUUACUAGGUAAGGAUUUUAAGAGGAGGCCCUCAGAAUGUUUUCAGUUCUUAACCUAUAUGUCCUCUUGGGGUGUGUCAACUACAUAUAUGUUGCACACCUGUUUGUGUGAUUUGAGUGAUGGGGGAAAGAGUUGUAAGUGAUGGGAGCUGAGUGAAUAUUUGUCUUGUUAAGGAAAUUUAUCCCCCUAUAAUUGUAUCAUAUUAUUAUGAAUCUUUUGUACCAUAAAUAUUUCUCUGUUUUUUUCUUUCGGUAAAGUACAGAUUUGAUUAAAUGUUUGUGUCCAUAUUUGCAUUCCUGUGGGCAGAAAAAAUCAGGAACUUGUUCCUUGUAAAGGCUUACGUCUGUUAUGUUGUCACUUUAGGUGUACAGGCUAUUCAUAAAUAAGUCUGAAAAUUUUGGUCUACCAUAGCAGAAACAUUUAACCAUUGUAAAGUUCAUUGAAGAUGGUAAAAAAGUAAUGUACGUUUAUAGAGCAGGAAUAUUUGGAGGGAGGUGACAUUGUUGUAACCAAUGAUGUAUAUAGAAAUUUGUUCAUUAUUGACUUUUGGUAGUGCAACAAAAGACCUGACUUCAGACUGGCAGAAUGCACUAUUUGUAAAGCUGUUUGCUUGCCUGAGAGUACUGUUGUGCAAGAACUUCCAGAAUCUUUUUGUCUGCCAGACAAUUUGUGUUUGGAAAUGUGCGUAGUUUUUUUGUAUCUUGUGCUUGUAUAGAAUGACGCGGUGUGAAUGCAAAAGAUUACCGUGUGGUUCUGGAAUACCGUUUGACUAGGAUUUUCUUUUUGUUUCAUAGGAUUAACUUUGCUUUGCCUAUCGCUUUGCUGUUUGAUCCUAUCAGUCAUUUCAUGAGUAUUGUACAUGAGUAUGUCACAUGUUUUUUGUUGUCAUUUAUAUUGUUUGUGUAGAGGCUUUCCAAGGCCUAUUGAUGGAGUUGGAUUGACACUUCAAGCUGUCUUUGGUUCAUCUUGUGUUUCUAUGUUCUUUUUCUUUAAAAAGUCUGAAUUAUGGCAUUGCACCUUUUUCUUCUAUCAGUCUGUCGUUUUUUCCGUCCUUCUGCUUUUUCCUAGCUUGAGUUAGUGUCUACGUGCUUCUCUUUAAUUGAAACUCAAAUUUUUGGGUGUUUUAUCUGAUUCCUGUCUUCGACCUUUGUGUGAAUGUAAGGAAGCAUAGUUUAGUUUAUCUCAUUUUAGUUUGUAGUUGGAAAUUUUAUAUGACAUACUUUACUUGUAUAUGUACUACUCUUUUUUUCUGUGUUACUGUUGUCCUUAUUUGUAUCUUAUGAUGUUUGGCUGUUGUAGUACUGACUUGCCGAAAACAUCUCUCCUUUUUUUUAAUGCUGCGUUUGUAGUUCUCUCUUUUGGAGCACCUCGGUGGUGCUAUGGAACAUGCACUCCUGCAAGCUAGCCCUUGUCGAAAGGUGCAUUUUGUAAUCAUUUUUGUUUUGUGGUACGUGCGUCUAACCUGUUGGUUGCACUAUUCUUUUUCUCAUUUUUAGCUUGAGCAUCCACAGGGUAGUUGAUCAAUGGAGGCAUUGAAUAAAUCUCUUUGUUUUCGUUUCCCGAUCAGUAAUGUAGUUUCACUGAAGUUGAAAAAGAAUGUUAUUUUGCAGUUUUUAUAUUUGCUCCAUUCUGUUUCUGUUUGGAGUAGAUGGUUGGAAGGUGCUGCUGGUAGGUCUUACUUCAUUACUUUUCAUCUUUCUCUCUGUCUGUCAGUCUGUCUUGCUUUUUCCCAGAAAAAUGAUUUCAUAUGUCAAUAUGCUUAGUAAUUAAAUGCACUUCUCACUUUGUCUCAGAGGCAUGAUAAGAUUGUAUCAUUUCCUGAAAGCAUACUAUUUUUGAAGAAAGUCAUUGCAAGUCUCUCAUUUGUUCUAUUUCUAUACAUACAUGAUAAGUCUUUAGCCAUUCUUUUCAUUUCAAAUUAAUCAAAAAUGUCUUCAAGAUUUAUUUGAACAUUGUGCAGGCGCCAUGUGAACUUUGGAAUUCUUUGCUGCUUUACUCAUAAUAUUAUAUACACAAAUCACCAGCAUUCUCAAUGAGAGUUAAUAACUUUGUUGCAAAGGGUGGGUGGAUCCAGAUAACUACGUCACAGGGCAAUUGUUUUUGUGUAUCGUUUGUGGUUUGUAAAUAAGUCAUGUAGUGUAAAGGACAUGAUGAGAGUGAAUAUUGGUGUUGGAGAAAGAAUUUUAGGUUCAGGACGAUCUUGAUCAUGAAAAUGACUGAGUGGGAGUCUUACUUUGACAUGUUAGUUCCUUCCAACUGUAUUGAUUUUGGUUUGUGUAAUAUCCUGUGCAGAAAACUUUCAUUUCAGUUCUCUAUUGCUUGACUUUUGGGAAGGAUGUCAGAAGACAUACUAGUAAGCUGUGUACUUCUUGCUGUUUUAGAAGUAUGUUUCACCUACAGUAUGAAUUAUAUUUUUUAAUUUCCAAAAACGUUGUGCACUAAACACUCCCAAGGCCUAUUUUAGCCAGUUUAGUCUGUUUGGUCUCUGUAUUCUGCAAUGUAAAAUCUGUAGGUCUCUAUUUAUGAGAAUAAACGAAAAUGUUUAGGUAGGGCUACUGCAAGAAUAAUGGUGUUUGUGGUAAAACUAUCUGUGAAUGUUAAGAUGAUAGGAGCCUUUGGUAACACCAUCAAUGCAAUUGUAAUUCAUUUAUAAAUCAUGAUAUUUUUUUUUUCUAUGUCUAAUUUUCUUAUUGGUAUAUAAAGGGUUUGGGAAGUAACACAUGUACAUAUUAUGGUUUGCGUCUGAAUAUAAGAGUGUGAGAAGAAUGGAUUGUGUGGGAGAAUGUUCUGUGAUAGGGAUUGCGCCACUCAAAUAAAAAAAACUUUUCAUCAUGA